GCCGCGCCGCCCCCGCCAGACGCGCAUGUCGAUUCCCUGUGGGCUGGACGUUCUCUCGGCUUAACCUAGCUGAUCAUUGACGCAAAACGACCAUGAUAUGGGCUCAGGAGGAUGACGCAAGCGUUGUGACGGCAGUCCGUGUACGGCCCAUGUCCGACGACGAACGGAAGGCAGGGUGCCGUUCGAUUAUCACGAUGGUGGGCAACCAAACCACAGUCGUUGACCCUGCAGGGUUGAGCCCCACAGCUUCAGCAGCGUCAUCAUUUCGCCGCCGUCAGUCAGCGCAGCUCAACCCGACGGGGAGUCCGUCAAAAUUCGCCAUCUCGUCCGACCCCAGCCCCAUCAAGCGCCCGUCCUUGUCGGCCGAGGCCAAAGCCAAGGUGUGGUCCCAAACAUUCACAUACGACCACAGUUUCUGGAGCUGCGACCCCGAUCAUGCUAAUCAUGCCGACCAGCAAUACGUGUUCGACCGCAUUGGGUCACACAUGCUAGCAACAGCAUGGAAGCGGGUCCAUGUGUCCCUGUUUGCAUAUGGGCAAACUGGCGCGGGCAAGUCGUUUAGCAUGAUGGGAAAGUCUCGAAGUAACCACCAUGAGGCACGUGGGCUCGUCCCUCGCAUUUGCCAGGCGCUCUUUGAGACGAUGCAGCGGCAGUCUAAUGAAGCCAACCCAGACGAAACUCGAGACCCCUCCAUGACUACAUUCGGCGCGAUGGAGGCGCCGCCCAACGUCACCCCCGUCAGCGUGACCGCCCCUCUUCCUUUCCCACCGCAAUGCACCGUCAAAAUGACCUUCGUUGAAAUUUACAACGAGCGGGUAUUCGACCUGCUCCAACGCAACUCUCAAGGUCCUCUCAAGGUUCGAGAGCACCCGGAAAAAGGCACGUAUGUCGAGCAUGUGUCAAAUCUCGUCGUCACGAGCGCCCACGACGUCGAGUACCUACUGUCCGAAGGCAACAAGACCCGCACGGUUGCCGCGACCCACAUGAACCAGCUCUCGUCUCGGUCGCAUGCAAUUCUCACCCUGACGUUGCAUUGGCUUGACAAGAAAAGUCCGCCCACCAAGCUGUGCAUGGUCGACUUGGCCGGCAGCGAGCGCACCGACUUGGCAUCAGGCGAUCGGUUGCGGGAAGCCACCGCGAUCAACAAGUCGCUGAGCGCGCUGGGGGACGUCAUCAACGCGCUUGCAACAUCCAAUCAAGCCGCCGCAAGUAAAUGCAGCCCGGCAAUGACAGCCCUGGGGUGUCCUCCUCCUUCUUCUUCGGUCAAUGGAUUUGUCCAGUAUCGCAACUCAGUGCUCACGAGGCUGCUCAAGGACAGCUUGUCCGGGUCGGCGCGGCUCUAUAUGCUGGCAGCCAUCAGCCCGUGCUGCAUACACUACGAUGAAACGCUGAGCACGCUCAAGUACGUCGAGCGGUCGAAGCUAGCCCUUGUCACGCCGCCCACGGCUCCCCUGCCGACACCUGCCUCGGUCGACACUCCAGAUGCCGUCGCACAACUCCGUUUGGAACUGUGCAUGCUUCGAAGUCAGUUGCGAAUUGCCCAGCAACAUACAGACCUCGGCAGCCAUGCACCCGACGACAUGAACACUCACCACGACGCUCUGGAUGCCUCCACCACGCCCCAACUCGACGACCACGCCGACUGGAUUCCGCACAUGAACUGCAGCACGCUAUCGUUGCCGCAUUUGGUCAACCUAAACCAGGAUCCUCGGUACACGGAGCGAGUCGUGUAUUGUAUCGAAGAAGGCAUUACGACUGUGGGUGCUGGCGACGACGAUUUGGUGCCAGACGUCGUGCUCGCAGGCGCCGACAUGCUGCCACUGCACACGAUUUUGCACUGCGCCAACGGUGUUGUACGGAUCCGUCCCGCCGCGGCAGCACAAGUCCUCGUGAACGGCUACACCAUCGAGGACACGACCGAAUUGGUGCACGGCGCCCGGGUCAUCCUCGGCUCCCAUCACGUGUUUCGGUACGAUGCGGUGCACACGAACGACUGCGCCACGAACGUGGACUGGCACGUGGCGCACAACGAGCUGCUCGACAAGUUGGUAGCUGCAAAGUCCUCCCAUCCUCCCUCAGACGUCCUGCCAACACGCCCCCCGACCACGAGCGGCAACCGUGAACCAGCCCCUCGCCUGGAGAAGGCCACGCAAUGCGACCCCCUUGCCGUUGACGACGCCAGUCCGCCUUGCCAGGACGUAGCAACCCAAGUGGAUGCCGCCGCAAGCCACCAAGAACGAACACGCGAACCGUGCAUAACGAUGGCCGACGCGACCACGCAAACCCACACGCCAACAACGUCGGCGGGAACCCAGCAUCGGUGUGACUCUAGCAUUCAGUUUGACGAAACAGAAAAGCUCGUGCUGGAGCGUAAACUUGCCAAGUUGAAAUUGCUGCUGAAGAAAAAAGACAAGCAACUUCAAAACGGAAUCGCCAAGGCCACCCCCCCACAGCCCAUGCUCUCCCCUCCGGCGCCAUCCGUCGAUCCCGCCAUCAACGAUCGCCUCAUUCAGCUCCACCAACUCUUUACGUCCAUCUUGGGAGGUCAAUCACCGGCCCUCCAACGACCCGCAGCACUUGCUGACAACGUGAGACUUCUGGAGAUUCAAGCCCAAGCUAUUCACGACCUCUGGCAUGACACACCCGCAUCGUCCAAGCCGCUGGCGUGGCUGUUGCAGGAACUCAGCGCGGAAUGCAAACAACAGAUUGCGCUGUGGUCACAAGCGCAAACACUGCAGCUCUCGUCGGCAGCCAAGACCAUCGCCAACUUGGAGGGCCGGUUUGCGUCGCUGUGUUUUGCCCUGAAUGACCAGUGCGCCCACGAAAAGACGCAAUUCCAAGCGUCGUUCGACCUCCAGCACGACCGACACGAAAAGUUGGUCGCAGCGCAAGCAUCGCAACUGGAUGCCGCGUCGGUCGCCCAUCGGGAAUCCAUGACAUUGCUGGAGAACGCAAUGGCUUCGAAGAUGGAAGCUGCGAUCCAGGCGCACCAACAGAGCCGGCAGAAUUGGAUGGACGAGAUCGAAGCGACGUGCCACCGCCACGUGCAAGAAUUGACGGCCAUGAGCGUCCAAGCCGCGCUAGACGAAGACAAACUCCGUUUGAAAAUGGCCGAGUGGGAAACCAAAUGUGCGUCACUAGUCGCGGAAGCCGACAUGGUGCUGUGCGAAACGCGAGCGAUGCAUGCCAAGGAACUCCGAAACCAGCAGGACGCAGUCGCGCUCAAGCUCUACGACAUGGAGAUGGUCCGAAUGGCGCAGGAGGAACGGUUUCUAAGGGAUACAGAAGCCUUUGUCCGGGCGACGGACGCGACCCUGCGGGACCGGGAACUCGAGCAAGUCGCGUGGACUGACCAGAAGCAGCUCGAUUUGCAAGCCCUGCAUGCAGAGCACGAAGACAAAGUUCGGCAAAUUGUUGCCGAGCACGACGUCCACCGCGAAAAGAUCCGGCAGGCCAUCGAAACAAUCCAAAUCGCCCAUGAAGAUCGGUAUGCAAAGUGCGUGCUGUCGUUUGCCAUCCUCCAGCACAGCAUGCACGUUGCCGAAGAUGAGAAUCAAUCGGCCAUUGCAGCUCACGGUCGUCGGCGCGACGCCGCCGAGGCCGAUCACACGCACGCCAUGGCCUCUCGAGACGACGCAUGGCGGGCCUUCCUCGCAAAUUUUGACGCCAAGGCCACCAACGAGUCGGUUCAACACGCUCGGUUCAUGAAGCAGCUCGUUCAGCGUCACACUGCUGAGGUCCAAGCAAUCCGUGAAGACACGGCUGAAUUGGAGGCAGCGAUCGCUCAACAAGAUGCCGAGGUCGUCGAUCGCGUAGCAGAAUGGGAGCGCAACCUUGAUGCGUUGCAAGCAGACCACGACGCCCGACUCGCACGCAUGCACGAAUGCCACGAUAAGAUUCUACGCGACUUGAAUGUGGCGUUUGAAUCGCAGCAAGCCAAGCGGCGCGAGGAAUGCGCCAGCAUCGUAGCUCGGUACCAUGUCCAAGAGGAAGAACUGAAAGCCGCCGAACAGCAACGUGUGAAUGCGCAGGCGAUGGAAAUCGAAGACGUGCGGUCGCGUCACUCGGCGACGCUCGCCGCUCUCGCUGCCGUUCAAAUAACCAUGCGUUCGCAUUCCACAGCCGCUUACGUUGUUGACUCGUACCGCGAUCGAUACGACACAAAGCAACGGACACUAGAUGCGGAAGCAGCUGCUCUGCGAGCCAAGUGCAGCGACGUUGAGCGGGUCGAAAUCGAAAAGCACAACCACGCCAACCAAGCGCACGUCAUGCGCAUGGCGGAGCUGCUUGAGCGCCACCAAGAAUGCCUCGAGCGGGUGCACGCGUCCACUGAAGAUUCGCUUGGUUCGAUGGCAAAGCACGUCAUCGACAUGACCAACGACCACCAAGCCCAAGUGGACGCUUGGCAUCGUGCGCACGAGCUGCGGCGACAGCAACUCGACGAGGAGCAGCUCCAGCGCCAACGAGACCACGACGCUGAAGUCGUACGCAUGCAAGCAUUGCUCGACGACGUCGAGUUUGCCCAUAAAACGACCUGCGCGGACAUCUCGGCUCACCAUGCUACAAUACUUCAAGACCAUCGACUGCUGCAUGCUCAGGACGAGGAGCGGUGGAUGCAAGCAUAUGAAGACUGCCAACGGCGGCAAGCGUGGGCGUUGUCUCAAGUUCAAGUCCAGUGCGCGAGCGAAAUCGAGCGAGGGGAAGCUUCCAUGGCCAGGUUGCAUGCCGUCCAAGCGGAUGCGGUCGCACGGUCAGAGGACGCCCUUGCCCAUGCGCUACGAAACCACGAACGGUGGUGCAUGGAUUUGGAGGACGCGCGGGUGCGCGAACACGGUCAAUGUGAACGCAUGUUCGAGGCGCAGUGGCAAGUUAUGCAGUUGGACAUGGACGAAAGGGAAGCGCGCUUGCAUCGGCGCAUCCAAGAGCUCAAGCGCGAGGCGGAUGAAAGCGCACGGGACCAGGAUGUGGCUCUCCACGCUGCGCAGGAGAGAUGGAUGGAAGCGUUGAGCAGUCUGUACAUGCAAAAGGAGGACCGACUUUCAACGCACCUGGCGCAAAUGACUGCGAUGCACGAUGCCCAUGCCAGGGAUCUGUUUAGCAUUCGCUUGCAGAUUUCCCAGCAUGAAGAACGCAUCGCGUCGCAGAAGGAACUAGCUGAGCUCACUCACGAGUCGGCACGUGUGGUGGCGCUCCGUUUGAAUGAGAACCAGCAAGCCUUUUACGACGAAGCCGCGGCAGCGAUCGACGUCAAAUUAAAGGAAAUGGAGGCCCGCCACACCGCGCAGCUCGAAAUGCAACGGGACAACCACAGUCGCAUGUUUCAGUUGCUUGAAGAGGCUCAAGUCGCCCAGCGCAAGCAGUUGCAUUCAGACAAGUUGCAGCUCGAACAAGAGUUGCGGGCCCAGUUGACUGCCUGGCGGGAUCACCUUGACGUGGAGAAGCAAGCAGCGCUUCGCGUCUUGUCGAUCCAAGACGAGGCGUGGCAGGAAGAAGUGACGAUCGAGCUCGACGGCAAGUACCGCGACGCAUGCGCCGCCCUCGCCACGGACUCUGCGGCCCAAGAAGCUGCGUUCCAGUUGAAACUCCACUGCGUGCAAGAGUUCUGGCGCAUGGAACUGGCCAACAUUCAGCUUGGCCUGGAAGACACCUUGAGCCACCACAUGCGAGCCGUCGACGCGGCACAGCACGAGUUCGACCGAGACAUGCUCGACAUUGCACAAAAGGAACACGAAAUUGAAACCCGCACUCAGAUGCAGCAUGCCGAAGCUGCCGAGCGACGUGCGAUGGCCGCAGCGGAAAAGGAAGCCAUGGAGGUUCGACUCCGAGCGCUUCGGUACGAUAUGGUGCAGCACGAGCGCGAACGCCACGACGAGUUCCACCGCGUCUGGCGUGACAUGUUUUGUCAAAUCCUGGCAGUUCAAAAUGAAAAAGCGCGCGUGCGACAUCAAUGCGUGCGCGAGAUCCAAGCAUUGGAGCGCAUACAAAUACGCGACGUUCGUGCCCAAGUACCAUGCGGCGACCGCCAGCCCGUGCCUGACGCCGAUCCGUCAGUUCGCCGACUGCUGCGCAUGCGUAUCCAGCAGCAGCUCACCAUCAGCGAGCGAAUCCUUCAUGACGUCGAGUACGACACCAACAUGGACCUCCUUCGUGAAGUCUGUCGAGCUCAGCAGUGCAAUGCAGAGAUGGCCGUGGAGGAUGACCAGAGCCGCAUGUCCGACAGACGGCAGCGCGCUAUCGCGUUUUUGGAUCAAUUGCCCUCGACGCAAGUGCACCCGAUGCCUCCACGCGCCACGUCCCCACCGAUCGUUGGCAUCGACGAAACUCCUUCGUUUUUGCUGCCGAUAAAGCUCGACUUCUCGCGGUUCCCGCACCUCGUCGUGCGUCCUCGAGCGGUACAUCCACGUGACGAAGCAAUAGCGUCUCAAUUGAAACGAAAUGGCGAUCUUGUGCAGCGCCUGGAAGCAGAGCGAAGACAUUUCAAGGCCAAGUCGGACGAAGCGAGUCGCGCCAUGGCCAAGAUGGAAGCGUCGAUGGCGUCGUUAGAAGAAAUGAUGCGCAUCGCCGACGAGAAGUCGAAAGACGAUGCAGUUGUGAUCCAGUUGCUCCAAGAAAAGGCCAAGUCGUGUGUGGUCGAGCUCCCGACUCGCGACGUUGGCCCGGUCGUGGUUGUGGCCAAGGAAGCGCCCGACAGCUCGACACGGAAGACGAGCCUCCUUCGUGGAUGGAAGUAGUCCAAGACCGCCUUGGUCCACACGCCGUCCCGUUUGUGGUGUCGAUCUUGAGAGGUUGUCGUACCUGUCUACGCCCGUCGCAUUCAGCUGAACCCAGCGUAGUGGUCAACGUCCAAAAGCACACCAUAGCUUGGGAAUAGGAAGCCAUUUAGCCCAUGUACUCAUGCUUUCUCCUCGGGAUCUGGCAGGGCACGCUGAG
Messenger RNA from Aphanomyces invadans, 6930 nucleotides. RefSeq lists its product as hypothetical. Gene Ontology annotation, biological process: microtubule-based movement. Gene Ontology annotation, molecular function: ATP binding; microtubule motor activity; microtubule binding. The record is from RefSeq and is a predicted model, not a curated record. The transcript has 17 exons. Lineage: Eukaryota; Oomycota; Saprolegniomycetes; Saprolegniales; Verrucalvaceae. The coding region runs from base 93 to 6731 and encodes 2212 amino acids.